Molecule: messenger RNA, 7833 nt
Organism: Aspergillus tubingensis
Lineage: Eukaryota; Fungi; Ascomycota; Eurotiomycetes; Eurotiales; Aspergillaceae
Product: putative HEAT repeat protein (DRIM)
Exons: 1
Coding region: 1-7833 (2610 amino acids)
Cellular component (GO): nucleolus; 90S preribosome; small-subunit processome
Source: RefSeq, a predicted model, not a curated record
AUGGUCGCAGCGUCGUCGUCUUCGCGGGCUAAGCCCGUGAAGCGCGUGAAGGGUGGCACAGAGACGACCAAGUCGCAUCGAUUCGAGCCGUUUUCCCAGCGUGUCGCAAAGUUGAAGAUCGACCCCAUCCAUCGUGUGCGCCGACCCAGCUUUGGGGAAGAAGCCGAUGAGACCUCGUCCUACUUCCGGUCGGCCUUCGAGCACUGGGUCGAGUUGAAUUUGUCGGAUAAUUUCGUCCACUUUGUCCGCAAGGUGAACCCGCUGUGCGAGAGUUUGGCCCAGAUUCUGUACCACGAGGACAAGAUUAUGAGCCUGCUGGUGGAAUUCAUUGAGAAGAGGGACAGUUUGUCGAUGGAGCCGCUGCUGGGUCUUAUGGCCCAGUUCGCAAGGGAUUUGGGCGUCAGGUUUGAGAAGCAUUUCGCGACGGCGGUCACUCUGGUGGCGUCCGUUGCCGCAAGCCAUUCCGAUGUCGAGGUCGUCGAGUGGUCCUUCAGCUGUUUGGCCUGGAUCUUCAAGUUCCUUUCCCGGCUUUUGGUGCCCGAUCUUAGACAGCUUCUUGGUAUCAUGACGCCGUACCUCGGAAAAGAGCGCCAAAAGUCGUUUGUUGCCCGCUUCGCCGCCGAGUCCAUGUCCUUCCUUAUCCGCAAGGCCGGCCUCGUCUAUUACAAAAAUGCAACUCCCCUCCAGCGCGCCGUGUCCUUCCUACUUGAUGACCUACGCCAGGCUGCCGAAGACGGAAACAAUGUGGAGAUGUAUAAGGAAGGUCUCAUGGCGAUGUUUGCCGACGCCAUCAAGGGUGUCAAGUACGGCAUUCACUCCAACGGAGCCGACAUUCUCAGCUGUAUCUUGGACCAUAUCUCAACCGGCGACGAUUUACGGAGCAGUCUGGGACUGGACGUUGCUAGCGGAGUUGUGAUCAACAUCAUCCAUUGCACUACACCCGACACCUUCGAGCCGAUUCUUGAUCUCAUCAAAACGUAUAUCGAAAAGAACUGCCGUAAAGGGGAGAAGCAGCACGCCAAUGCAUGCUGCCGGCUGAUUUUCCUGUGUAUUGCUACUCGCAAGGGAACCAGGGUCAAGAACUGGAAGCCCGUUCAUCAGACACUGCUCCUUUUGCUCCAGAACGCUGCAGGUGCGUCUAGUGCAUACGCCGAAGCCACCCCACAGCUUCUUACCGCAGUCGCCUAUGCGCUACAAGUUUCUCCUAUGGAUGAGAUGCUGCCAUUCAUGCGCUCGAUCAUGGACGCUGUGAGCAAGGACGAACUUUCGACGCACUUCCUCGGUUUCUGUGCCACAUUUUCGGAAUGGGGACCGGAGAGAUUCCACAGUGUUGUCCUUCCUUAUUUCCAAAAGUUUGUCAAUAAUUCAUGGCAAGAUCACGAGCACGACCUUUGCCUGGCAUUGCUCCGGCUGAACCAGGCUGGUUGCAUCACGUCUGAGGUCUCCAAGCCUGGCUACAUCACUUGUCCUGCUUCCUGGAAAUCCCGGGUCAAAGACACCUUCAGCAAGUCUGACCACAAUGAUACUGAAGUUACUCUACUCAGCGCAUACGCCAAACUCCCCAGCGCCUUGUCGCUUUCAGCGGAACCGUCUCUCAUACCCGAAAUGACCAGCACUCUUCAUAGGCAUCUUGUUCGCGUAUUAAAGCAGAAGAAUCCUGAUACAUCCGCUACAACCAAGCUUUUCUUGGGCCAAGGGUUCAAGACUUAUGUGGACCUUGCGACGACUGCUAACGAACUCGACAAGACUCUCUGGGACCGUAUUAGCAAGGUCGCGGCGCAAUACUCUCGCCUCCCGGUCUUCCUCCAGGCCACGUUAGACUACAUCUCAGCGUGCAAUAAGGAUAUCGACAUUAAGGGCUCAGCCAUCGAAGAAUUUGCGGAAGUCUUAAUCUCCAAUCUUAGCGGUCCCUCCCACAAGCUGCGGUUGUUGUCCUUGAGGAUUUUGCGUGAACUCAUCUUGGCUUCUGGAGAAGACGCUGAACUUGUCUCUCUGGCAAUCGAAAUCGAGGAGAGCCCGUUGACCUUGCAGAGCGCUAGGGUUCUGGCAAUGCAUGUGCGCAAGCUUGCACUGGCUUACCCGCAGGUCGUUUCGCGCAGAUGGAUGGCUAGACUGCUCCCCAAUUUCUGCUUUGGUUUGUUGUCCAAGAAGAUGGCGCCUCUGUGGGACGAUGCUGCUGCUGCCAUGAAGUCGAUGUGCGAAAACCCCGAGGGCGAAAAGAUAGUUUCAGACUUGGCAUUCCAGUGGCUCCAUGAGAGAGGGUCGGGCGACGCAACGACAGAUGCGGAGGAGGAGGACCCCGAGUCCUAUGUCGGAGGACACUACACUUGCUCCAAUGCAGCCAAAAUUGAAGACAUUUCUUCUAAAUACUUCGAAAACCCGGAGAGUCCGGCUACGACUUUGGCUGAAGGAUUUGAGAAGGACCACACCUUCACCGGCGUCAUUCCGGCAUCGCCGAGGACACAGGCUUUGCGUGUUCUCAAUGCCGUACCGAACAUUGCUGAGAAGAAGUCUCGCCAGGUUAUUCCAUUGUUCCUUUCUUGGGCUCUGCGUGACGAGGAAGAUGUUCCUACUGGUGGUGAUUCUGACACUGCUGACUCCUAUAUUCCAUGGGGCUUCCAUGAUCGGCUGUCUUUCCUCGCUCUCCUUGGAAAAUUCAUUAACCCUCGUGUGCUGUACAAGGCACCAGAGGUCCAUGAAGCCCUCAUGGGCUUGCUGUGCCACGGUAACUCUGAGAUCCAAAAAUCUGCACUCAAAGCUCUUUUCACCUGGAAGUCUGCGAGCAUCACCCCUUACCAAGAGAAUCUUCUGAACAUUCUGGAUGAGUCACGUUUCAAGGAUGAGCUCUCUGUAUUCGUCCGUAUCGGGGGUGACGAUAAUCUGAUCGAAGAAGCCCACCGGGUCGAGCUUGUUCCUGUUCUCCUCCGGCUUCUGUAUGGUCGCAUGAUCUCGAAGGCUGGUGCAAGCUCUGGCCAGGCAGGCCAAGCCGGCCGCAGAAAGGCUGUCCUCAGAACUUUGUCGCAGCUGCCUGAUAAGGAAUUCGAGAUCUUCAUGCAGGUUUCUUUCGGAGCACUUGGAGAACUUGAUUUGGUCCAGGACAACCAGGUCAAUCAACAAGCUUUCGAACAAGAACUUGUCAGCCCUAGACGCCAGACUGGUUUGUUGAAGAUGAUUGAAACCGUUUUCGAGACGCUUCAAAGCCGGAUGGUCCCUUACGCAGAGAAGUCUAUGCAGGUUGUUCUUUACUGUCUCGUUCGGGCAUGCCGCGAGAUUGAAAAGGACCAGGCACCCGCUGCCGAUUCACCAGAGGGUCGUUUGUUAACCGUUUUGCGCAAUAUUCGACACACAUGUAUCCGUUGUCUGGAGCUUAUCUUCUCCAACACCCAAGAUCAGGAUUGGUCGCCCUACGUGCGCAUAAUCUAUGAGGACGUGAUUAACCCCAGGCUCGAGAACUUUGCAACCGAAACGGCUCAGGGUGUAUCAGGUCUCCUCAAGUUGUUCCAUGUCUGGGCCUCUGCUCCUAAGUCAUCAUUCUACCUUGUCCAAUACAACGAUGCUCUGCUGAAGAAGGUCGUGGACUGCCUGGGUGUGGAUUCGGCCCGUGAUGAAGUCAAGGUUUUUGUCAUGGACGAGAUCUUAGUGCCCCUGAUCAAUCUCUCAACUGGCAAGGAGCUUCAAGAGCAGGAGAAGAUGAGCGAUAUCCCUGCCGACGAAAUUCGGUCCGAGGUCUUGUCGCCUUAUAUCGAGCACACUUUGUCUCAUCUUGGCAGGCUCCUCAAGCGCGGUCCUUCCCGGCCCCUCCUGAUUUCUGGCGUACAGACCCUGUCUCUGCUCGCACCGUGCGUUGAGUCCUCGGAGGAGACAACUAGUCUUAUCAGCAUCACUACUUAUCUACUCCGUCAGCCUCCAGACCGCGUCUCUCCGAGAACCAAGUCUGGCCUGCUAAAAUCUUUGGAACAUUUCUUGCCUCUCUUUAACCCGCAGGAGGAUGCUAAUCUGUCCCAAGAAGUGUUCGAAGCAGUGUCGUCGAUGUUCGAUUAUUUCAGGGACAAUGCCAACAGAGAAGUUUUGGCCCGUGUCUUUACUGCUUUCGCCAAACGCGAUGAGGAGCUUGUUCAUGUCGCUGCCCUUUGCGAGGACCUCAACUCCAUGUCUACUAAGAGACUCGAGGUGGACUAUGACCGCCGUCUGUCAGCUUUCAGGGAAGUGAAUGAGAACCUGUGGGAGAAGCUCAAUGCCAAGCAAUGGCGGCCUCUUCUCUACAACAUGCUGUACCAGGUUAAGGAUGAGGAGGAACUCUCGAUUCGGUCAAGCGCUUCGUUUGGAUUGCGUCGAUUCAUGGAACGGGCAGUUCUCAAUGAUGUUGAGGCUUUUGAGCCUCUGGUGGCAGACGUCUUAUUUCCUGCUCUGCAGAGCGGCGUUCGCCAGAAGUCUGAGCUCAUUCGAUCCGAGUUCAUCACUGCCCUUGGUUACUUUGUCAAGCUGAACCCAGAGCGUCCUAAUGUUCAGGAUAUGCACGUCUUGCUUGUCGGUGACGAUGAAGAAGCGUCUUUCUUCAACAAUGUUCUCCACAUUCAGCAGCAUCGUCGUCUGCGGGCGCUUCGCCGUCUUGCCAGCGAGGCGGCCAAAGGAAACAUCCAGGCUUCGAACAUCAGCACGAUCUUCAUUCCCCUCAAUGAGCACUUUGUCUUUGAUGAGGAAGCCGACGAGGCUACUCAUAACCUCAUCGCGGAAGCUGUAACAACUAUCGGAGCCCUUGCAGAAUGGCUGGAUUGGAACCAGUUCAGGGCUAUCUUCCGGAGAUACCGCGGUUACAUGCAGAGCAAGUCCGACAUGGAGAAGAACAUCAUUAGACUCCUGGGCAAGAUGGCUGAUGCCUUGACCAAUGCCAUGAACCAGCAUACGACGAUCAAAGCGGCGGCCAAGGAUGGAAUGGAUGGGCUCGAGACCUCUAGCCCUGUUUCUACACUUGCUCGGUCUAUCCCAUCUGUGGCCAAGGUUGCUACUGAGCUGACCACAAACUUUACCCCCUUCUUGACGGAUUUCAUCCACCACAAGAACGAGACACAGAUGAGUCUGCGUCUACCCGCUUCGGUCACAACGAUCAAGCUGCUCAAGUUGUUGCCCGAGGACGAUAUGUCCAUCCGUCUCCCACCUGUCCUCUUGGAUGUAUGCAGUAUCCUCAAGAGUCGUACCCAGGAAACUCGGGACACUGCUCGGAAGACCCUGAACGACAUUGCCCUUUUGCUGGGCCCAUCGUACUUCGGCUACAUCCUGAAAGAGCUUCGAACUACUCUCACGAAGGGUUACCAGCUUCACGUUUUGUCAUUCACAGUCCACUCAAUGCUCGUGGCGACGACAGAUGAUUUCCAGCAGGGUGACCUGGAUUACUGCUUGCCUGACUUGAGUGCUAUUGUCAUGGAUGACACGUUUGGCACAGUUGGCCAGGAGAAGGAAGCCGAGGAAUACGUGAGUAAGAUGAAGGAAGUCAAGAGCAGCAAGAGUUUCGACUCCAUGGAGCUUCUCGCGAAGAACUCCACAGUGCUUAAUCUGGCUAACCUGGUUCGGCCGCUUCAAUCGCUUCUUCGAGAGAAGCUUACCUCCAACAUUGUGAGAAAGGUCGACGAGCUCUUGCGGAGAAUUGGUGUUGGUCUUUUGAGAAACCCUGGUGUUGAAAGCCGCGAUAUCCUUGUCUUCUGUUAUGAAGUCGUCAAGGAGACGUACAGUGCACCGGCUCAGGUCAAGGCACAGGCCCCCAAGUCUCAACAGGCCGAGAACCUGGAGAUCGACCUACGCGGGUCCAAGCGGGGCGAGAAGAAGGGCACUACUUCUUCCUACAUCCACAAGUUGACGCGCUUCUCUCUUGAUGUUCUGCGUGCAAUUUUGAGCAAGUUCGGCUCCCUGCUUACGCCGGCUAAUCUAAAGGGAUUCAUUCCAAUCAUCGGCGAUUCGCUAGUACAGGCACACGAAGAAGUGAAGAUCUCGGCUCUCCGUCUCUUGUCAACCAUCAUCAAGCUCCCGAUCCCCGAGCUUGACAGCAACUCUCACGUCUAUUUCACCGAAGCAGUCAAGGUGAUCAAGGAGGCCCCGAGUACGAACACGGAGGCUGCGCAGGCAUCUUUGAAGUUGGUCUCGGCUAUGCUCCGUGAGAGAAAGAGCACCAAGCUCAGAGACGGACAUCUUGCAUACCUUCUUCAACGAGUUACUGCCGACAUCGAAGAGCCUGACCGCCAAGGUGUCACCUUCAACUUCAUCCGGGCUGUUAUGGCAAGGAAGUUCGUGGUUCCUGAAGUGUACGAACUGAUGGAUAGCAUCGCUACCAUGAUGGUUACGAACCAGACUCGUGCUGCCCGGGACCUUGCUCGUGGUACCUACAUUCACUUCUUGAUCGAAUACCCGCAAGCCAAGAAUCGCUGGACCAAACAACUCAGCUUCCUCGCCAAGAACUUGGAUUACAAGCACCAGGACGGUCGCCAAUCAGUCAUGGAGGCAAUUCACAUGCUGCUGUCUAAGACUGGAGACGAGCUGGCGCAAGACAUUGUCAGUACCUUCUUCCUUCCGGUGGUCAUGGUGAUGGCGAAUGACGACGCGCCUGAGUGCAGGGAAAUGGCGGGUACCCUACUGGGAGAGCUUUACACUAGGGCAGACAGGGAGCAGAUGAAGGCCAUGCUCACGCCUCUUCAUUCUUGGCUGGAGCAAACGGACAACAUGCUUCUCACCAGUACCGGUCUACAGGCUAUGAGAAUUUACUUCGAAGUGGAAGGCACUGAAAAGGACAAUGAGGCUCGCUUCGUCGUAGAUGUGCUCCUGGCCAUCAUGCAACCUGUCCUCAAGGCCGAGGAGACUGAAAACUGGCAAGCCCUUUACUUCUCCCUUCAGCUCUACACCAAGCUUUGCAAGUCUGUACCGGCAAUCGCGCUGGCCAAGGAGCGCACCAAGCUCUGGGCCGCUAUCCGUGAAUGCCUGUUUUACCCUCACGCCUGGGUCAAGACCUGCGCAGCGAAUCUCGUCGGCACAUGGCUUGCGGACCUGGCCAAGAACAAUGCUGCAAAUGGAUAUGGUUCAAUCCCAUUGGCUGGUUCCAUGGGAUUGUCGCUUGACAAGGACGCCAUGCUGCAGCUGAUCCGUGCCAGUUUGCGCUCUCUUCGCACCCCGGCAGUCAGCGAGGAGCUCGCCAUGCAGUCGGUUCGCAACAUUAUUUUCCUCGGCCGGUGCUGCGCUCAGAACGGCCUUGAAUUCGCCAAGACCGGCAACAAGGAACUUGACUCGGACGCUAGCGAUAGCGAGGAUGAGGCGGAGGACGAGGCUGGACGCCAAACUGGCGCCACGAAGACGGCCAUUCACUACAUCUUCGAGCAGACAUCUUCCAUCCUGCGCAGAGAGCUGCUUACCACGCGGGCUGAAUCUUUGAUUCCGAAGACCGCUUCCAUCGGUCUUUUUGCCUCGCUCUGCCGCCAUCUCGAAGUUGAACAGAUCCGUGACUCCCUGCCCGUCAUCCUCCUCCCUCUGCAGCACAUGACGGAUACCAGUAUCCCAGCUCCUCGCUCCUCAGACGAGGUCUUCCGAGAGACCUACAAGGGCCUGGUCUCCAACUGCCACGAGGUCCUGGACAUCCUGCAGAAGAAGCUUGGAACGACCGAGUACGUGCAGAUCAUGGCGCAAGUGCACGAUUCCAUCAAGGAGAGACGUGAAGACAGACGUGUCAAGCGACGGAUCGAAGCCGUCACCGAACCAGAGCGCUACGAGAAGGACAAGAGACGGCGGAACGACCGCAAGCGCGAAAAGAGAAAGGAGAAGGGAGCGGAGCAUCGCAGCAAGAGACGCGGUUGGUAG